This is a messenger RNA of Parathielavia appendiculata, 1911 nucleotides long. RefSeq lists its product as uncharacterized. The transcript has 2 exons. Lineage: Eukaryota; Fungi; Ascomycota; Sordariomycetes; Sordariales; Chaetomiaceae. The coding region runs from base 100 to 1911 and encodes 603 amino acids. The record is from RefSeq and is a predicted model, not a curated record.
CGUCCAAUCAACCUGAAGAUACCCAUCCGUUGUCCCUCAAAACAAACAAGCCUAACCAAAGUAUUACUGUGUUAGCGACUGGAUUUAGCAAAGCAACCAAUGGCAUCUUCGCCCGGCACUGCCUGGCCGGUGACAUCGCCAUCCUCGCUUCUUUUAGGCCUUCCCUCACACAUCCGACACCGCAUCUACCGCCAUCUUGGCCUGACACCGUGGGGCAGCACCCCCCACCGCUUCUUCCUACACGCUGGCCAACUCAGAUUGCGCCGCGGGCAGGACUUUUACGAGUCGCGCUUCGUACCAGACCCGGACAGCUUCCACGGCCUGCUGCUGUCCUGCCGCGCCAUUCACGCUGAGGCCUCUGCCCUGCUCUACUCCAAAAACCAGUUCAUUCUCGAUUACCACAGGCCGCACGCGGAGUAUGGUCAUGACACCACGCUCUGCCCUUUGCACACGCUGCAUGCUCUGACCGCUCCGUCACUGCGGUGUCUCUCGAACCUCAAGAUCGUUCUUAACCAGGCGUCCUGCCACCACCUCACCCGACACGGCUAUGACAUCGCCUGCUGCCUCGAGGAUGGCAUGAAUUCCAAGUAUUGGGGCAUCAUUUGGUGUGAAGAGAAGCACCAAGGUCGCCUAAACGGCCACACGCACCAGCUUCCCCUUCUGACUCCGGACCCUCGGCGCUACGAGGACGAUCCAUUGGGUACGGCUCACGCAGUCUUGACGGAGUGGCAAUCGACCGCUCACCUGUUGUCCAACGUUGCUCCGGGGCGCCUCACCUUCUCCCUGGUCUGCGAUAUCGACCCACAGCACGCCCAAGCAUUGGAGAUAGCAAAUGCUAUCCUUGCACCCAUCCACCAGCUGCCCCCAUUGCAUCUCAGGGAAUGCCACAUCCGUCUGGCCAAGCACAAGCACCGGCAACUCGAGCAGCUCGCUCGAGAUGCCAUCUCACACGCCUGCGGCAUCCCGACGCAGCCCCUCCAGCUCCCACCGACCCCGAAGGCGACCGAUAUUACCUUGCUAACCCUGCCACGCGAGCUCCGCCUCCGAAUCCUCGAGCACACCGACCUCGUAACCCCAAGACGUCAAGUCCUAUGGAGCCGACAAGACCGCGCAUACGCAAUCUACCACUUCCGCACCGACCCAGACGACUCUCCCGACCAUGGGUACUGCAACCAAUUCUCUGACUGCUUCCGCAACGGCAGCGCCUACGAAAGCGUCGGUUGCUUUUGCCGCCGGCGCCACGCGGCCUUCUCCUCCACAUGCAAGUGUUGGACCCCGCCGGGCGCCGACCCCUUCCUCAUUUGCCGCACUCUCCACCACGACGCGCAGUUCGUCUUCUUCUCCUGCAACCGCUUCAUCAUCCACGACUACAAACCCUCCCCGCCGUGGGUCGUCCCGCUGCUCGAGCGCCACGAGCACUACGCGCCGGAUCCCAUUCCGACUACCCCUACCCCCACGACCGUCUCGCGGCCUCCGAAACUAGUCUUCCCGCCCUACCGUGCCUCCACCUGGCCCGGCACCCACCACCCCGCCAUGCAGGACUGGGCGUCAACUGUUUCCUGGCUUCGGGACAAGCUCAACCUGCCGGGCCUCACCGUCCGAUUAGUCGUAGCAGAGAUGGACGACGGGCCGGAGUCGUACUACCGCCAUAUUACUAUCGAGGAAGGAGCGACGGUUAUGGGGGCGUAUAUGGAUCUGGCGCGGCCGCUGAGGGAGCUGACGGAUGCUGGGCUGGGGAGGUUCCACGCUGAUUUACCGUAUCCGCAUAGGGAAUGGGCGUAUCGGGAGAAGGAUAAGAUUAAGAAACAGGUCGAGGAGUUUGUUAUGAGAGAGAGGUAUAGACAGCUCUAUGCGAAUGGGAGGGAGGAGCCGGCGCAGAGUGACUGGUGUUGGAGGUUUUAUGGCCAGUAG